UUUUUCCAGUUUCCAGUCUCUGUGCUUGCCGAGGAUAUUCAUCAUCUAUUUAAGCCUCAGUUCUUCCUGAUUGUUUUCUGGGCUGUACAAAAAUGACUUACCAACUGUAUCGUAAUACCACCCUGGGCAAUACGCUGCAGGAAAGCUUGGACGAGCUGAUUCAGUAUGGACAAAUCACACCACAACUGGCAGUGCGAGUAUUGAUACAGUUCGAUAAAUCCAUCAACGCUGCCUUAUCCAACCGAGUUAAGUCACGGGUCACAUUCAAGGCGGCCAAACUGAACACCUACCGCUUCUGUGACAACGUAUGGACGCUCAUGCUGAACGAGGUGGAGUUUCGGGAAGUGCACGAGUUUGCCAAAGUAGACAAAGUGAAAAUCGUCGCGUGUGAUGGCAAAAAUGUCGCCGCAACGGAUGAACCAGGUCGAUAAUCUUACCUGCAUGCUGGGUUAUCAUCUGCUUGGCCGCAAUAAUGGACCCUCUCUAAGAUUUUGUUUCCCUUAUUUUAGUUUUUAAGUAUGCUCGAUUGAGCGUUUGAAGAAAUGUGCAAAAACAAAACAAUUACUUGUACCAUGUUUAUGAUUGUAGAACUCGGAAACUAAACCAUUUUACACACUUGCAAUAAAACUGUACCAUCAGUGAAAUUGUCUUUCAAAGUGUUGCAUUUAGUGUUAACGUCGUUCAGUCACAAAUUAGCUUUACAAAU
This is a messenger RNA of Anopheles coustani, 706 nucleotides long. RefSeq names its product transcription initiation factor IIA subunit 2 (gene TfIIA-S). Gene Ontology annotation, molecular function: TBP-class protein binding; RNA polymerase II general transcription initiation factor activity. Lineage: Eukaryota; Metazoa; Arthropoda; Insecta; Diptera; Culicidae. Gene Ontology annotation, cellular component: transcription factor TFIIA complex. Gene Ontology annotation, biological process: transcription initiation at RNA polymerase II promoter; RNA polymerase II preinitiation complex assembly. The transcript has 3 exons. The record is from RefSeq and is a predicted model, not a curated record. The coding region runs from base 93 to 431 and encodes 112 amino acids.